Messenger RNA from Mytilus trossulus (common blue mussel), 1179 nucleotides. RefSeq lists its product as uncharacterized. The record is from RefSeq and is a predicted model, not a curated record. The coding region runs from base 1 to 1179 and encodes 392 amino acids. NCBI's taxonomy places the organism in Eukaryota, Metazoa, Mollusca, Bivalvia, Mytilida, Mytilidae. The transcript has a single exon. Gene Ontology annotation, molecular function: nucleic acid binding.
AUGAAAGAUGGUAUUGUCUAUGUGACAGAAUCUAGAUUGAAUAAGUUGAAAGAUACGCUGAAUGUGAUUAUUCACAGGUUGGGAAAAGGUGAAAUAAAAGUAACAGCCAGGUUUUUGGCGUCCAUUAUUGGACAGAUUAUUUCUAUGAAAGGGGCAAUGGGUCCAGUAGUACGAUUGCGUACAAGGAGUAUGUACGAUUGCUUGUUGUAUAGAGCAAGUUGGAACGCUCCUGUGCUUUUGAAUAGCAAAGCAUUAGAUGAAAUUGUUUUCUGGAAGGAAAACGUAGCCAUACUGAAUGGCAGAGAUUUGAGUAUAGUGGAACAGUACUCUUGCAUUGUUUAUAGUGAUGCCUCCGGUAUAGGUUUCGGAGGGUAUGCUGUCAGUAUCAGUGAUACUGAAGUUAUGGGUAGUUGGAAUUCAGUAGAAAGUUUGAAAAACUCCACAUGGAGAGAGUUAGAAGCGGUAUAUAGAGUUUUGUUGUCAUUACUAGUAACAUUACAAGGUAAAACUAUUAAAUGGUAUACUGAUAAUCAAAAUAUUGUUUACAUUAUUAAGCAAGGUAGUAGAAAGGGCGAUCUACAAUUAAUCGCUAUCAAGAUAGCCAAUGUAUGUAAGCUUAACAAUAUUGUAUUGUUACCACAGUGGGUACCAAGAGAGGAAAACGUUAAGGCUGAUCAGAUCAGUAAAAGUGUAGACUGUGAUGACUGGGGAAUAGACCCAGAAGUGUAUUCAGUUCUAGAUAAUUUGUGGGGUCCUCAUACGGUAGAUCGAUUUGCGUCAGAUUAUAAUACAAAAUGUUUGGUCUUCAACUCUAAGCACUGGUGUCCUAAUACUUCAGGUAUUACUGCUUUUGAUCAAGAUUGGAAAAGCGAAAUUAAUUGGAUUGUACCAUCACCUUCACUUGUUUCCAAAUGUAUUCAAAAAAUGAAACAAGAAAAAUCUAUCGGUACACUAAUCGUUCCAUACUGGAGGUCAGCUCCUUUUUGGCCAAUUUUAAACUUUGGUAUUGAAGGUUCGCAAACAUUUGCGAGUUUUGUAGUAGACAGUAGAUUGUUGUCAUCAAGUGUAGUUAUAAGAGGAAGAGGAAAGAACGGAUUAUUCGGAAAGACAGAUACACAUUUCCCUAUGUUGGCACUUAAAAUUAGAUUUUAUAUAUUUAUCAUUGUAUUUGUUUUUUAG